Molecule: messenger RNA, 824 nt
Organism: Eruca vesicaria subsp. sativa (arugula)
Lineage: Eukaryota; Viridiplantae; Streptophyta; Magnoliopsida; Brassicales; Brassicaceae
Source: the annotation of a GenBank genome assembly
GUGUCUCAUAUCUGCUUCCCCCACGAACUCCCUCUCUCUCUCUCUGCUUAAUCCAAUUCUAACGCUUACUUUCGAAUUCGCCCCUCCAACUUUAAUUUAAUUACGUAAAUGUCCGGAACCUUAAUCUAUUCAGCCAGUAACUCCCUACGAUUCAAGCCAACCAAACUCCACAACAAAAACGCGAGAUUUUCCACCACCGGAACUACGUCGUUUAGAGCUUCCACACAGACUCUCAACGCGGAACCAGCUGUAACGGAAUCAGUUCGUCGUCGAGCGUCGAGUCUCUACGAACUGCUGAGCGUCGACGAAACGGCGUCGUUGACGGAGAUUAAGACGGCGUACCGGAGCUUAGCUAAGGUUCACCAUCCCGACGCAUCGGAAUCGGACGGACGAGAUUUCAUGGAGAUUCACAAAGCUUACGCGACGUUGGCGGAUCCGAUGACUAGAGCGAACUAUGAUUCGACGCUGGGAGCACGGCGGAGACGAGUGCAUGCUGGAUCAUCCAUGGGUCGGACGAGUCGGGUGUACCCGAUGACCCGGAGAUGGGAGACGGAUCAGUGUUGGUAGUUUAGUAGUAGAGGGCACUCUUUUUACUUUAUUUUCCCCUUUCGUUAUUUUUUAAGUAAGAGGGUAAAUUUUGAUCAAAAAAAAGUAAGAGGGUAAAUAAGUUUUUACCAGCCUUCUUUUAACAUGUGUCACGUAAGUUAUUAAUAGAGAGAUGUACAUUAUUUUAUUUUCUGCUUUAUACAAAAACAAAAGUUAAAACUUAAUACAAUGCGGGUUGGACUAUAUUGUAGAAAUUUUACAGUAAAUUUUAUUUUUUG